AUGGCAAAGGUGUGGAGGAAGAGGAAAGCGCCGGCAUCCAUUCCGGGGAGGUGCCGCCGACCGCCGUCGACACGGGCGGUGGCGGGCGUGACGGUCCUGGAAGCCGACGCCCUCGAGUGUGGCGUGUGCUGCCUCCCGCUGAGCCCGCCUAUCUUCCAGUGCCAGGUCGGGCACGUGGUGUGCUUCCGGUGCCGCUACAAGCUGUGGCUGACGGGGGCGGGAAAGUGCCACGUCUGCGGCGUCGCCGUCGCCGCCUAUCGGCGCUGCCGCGCCAUGGAGCGCCUGGUGGCGUCCAUCCGCGUCGCGUGCCCGCACGCCGCCCACGGCUGCACCUUCCUACCGGCCUACCACGACCUUGACGCGCACCGCCUGGUGUGCCGGCACGCGCCGUGCCACUGCCCCGGAGACGCAUGCGGCUUCGUCGGCUCGGCGGCCGCGCUCCUGGACCACUUCGCCGCGGCGCAUAACUGGCCGUGCACCACCAACGUCCGCGCCGGCGAGAUGGUCAGCGCCCACCUCCGCGACGGCUUCACCUUCCUCCGCGUCCAUCACCACCGCCGCGGCAGCGCCACCUUCUCCGACCACCUGAUCAUGCUGAACGUCACUCGGGAGCCGCUCGGCCGCGCCAUCUCCGUGCUCUGCAUACGUCCCCACGCCGCCGAGCAGCCGGCGAUGCAAUGCGAGCUCCUGUUCGUCUCGAGGUUCGGCUACAAUGGCGACGGGGACAUGUGCCGCAGCCACUACCAGAAGUCCGAGUUCCACAUAGGGUGCACCGACCUCGCCGAUGGGCUGCCCGACCGCAAGCAGUGCUUCCAGUUCGUGGUGCCAUGGUGUGUCCUCGAAGACGACGACCAAGGUGGCAUCCAAAUCAAGGUCCGUAUUACCAUCAACUAG
Oryza brachyantha (malo sina) is the source of this 894-nucleotide messenger RNA. Its product is annotated as putative E3 ubiquitin-protein ligase SINA-like 9. Gene Ontology annotation, cellular component: cytoplasm. Gene Ontology annotation, molecular function: zinc ion binding; ubiquitin protein ligase activity. Bases 1 to 894 code for a protein of 297 amino acids. The record is from RefSeq and is a predicted model, not a curated record. The transcript has a single exon. NCBI's taxonomy places the organism in Eukaryota, Viridiplantae, Streptophyta, Magnoliopsida, Poales, Poaceae.